Molecule: messenger RNA, 1475 nt
Organism: Aspergillus melleus
Lineage: Eukaryota; Fungi; Ascomycota; Eurotiomycetes; Eurotiales; Aspergillaceae
Gene: ypt1
Product: Rab family GTPase YPT1
Exons: 5
Coding region: 282-887 (201 amino acids)
Molecular function (GO): GTPase activity; GTP binding
Source: RefSeq, a predicted model, not a curated record
UAACCACCGCCCUUACUAAGAAGUGCUGGAACCUGCACGCUGGGUUCGCCUGCUCUCCUGCACUCAAGCAACGCAUCCGCCAUUUCAAGACUCCAGCCAGUUUCCAUCGAAGUAGACAGACACAACCAGUCUCCCCUACCUUCAGAUCCUCGUUCAACUUCAGCUCAAAUCAGCAAAUACAAUCCGCCCAUACUGAUACUCGCUUUUGGCUACUCUUGCUGUCCGACAGUCCGUAAAUACUCUGCCGUUGUCAACAGAUCAGCAUCCCUACUCCGAUCAUCAUGAAUCCCGAAUACGACUAUCUGUUUAAGCUGCUGCUUAUCGGAGAUUCCGGUGUCGGAAAGUCUUGCUUGCUCCUCCGAUUUGCCGAUGACACCUACACGGAAAGUUAUAUCUCUACCAUCGGUGUCGAUUUCAAAAUUCGGACCAUCGAACUUGAUGGCAAGACCGUGAAACUCCAGAUUUGGGAUACCGCUGGCCAAGAGCGGUUCCGAACUAUCACCUCGUCCUACUACCGCGGGGCCCACGGAAUCUGUGUCGUAUACGACGUGACUGACAUGGACUCCUUCAAUAACGUAAAACAGUGGCUUCAGGAAAUUGACCGCUAUGCCACUGAAGGCGUCAACAAGCUGCUUGUGGGCAACAAGAGCGAUAUGGAGGACAAGAAGGUUGUGGAAUACACUGUGGCAAAGGAAUUUGCCGAUAGUCUAGGAAUCCCGUUCCUGGAGACCUCCGCCAAAAACGCUUCGAAUGUUGAACAGGCUUUCUUGACGAUGGCAAGACAGAUCAAGGAACGCAUGGGCACUGCGACCGUCAACAACAAGCCUACCGUACAGGUUGGGCAAGGCCAGGGUGUUCAAUCUGGAUCCGGAGGUGGUUGCUGCUAAGUUCUUGUUAAUCUGAGCUAUGUACGGGUGCAAUCCAUCGAAGGUGUGUAAGCACACCGCCAGGGUAAUGGCUGAUCUGCUAGCUCCCUUUGGUCGAAUGGCAUUGUACGAAACCCGAUAUGGCAAGGAUGAUAUCUACGAAUUGCUUCAGAUCUGGGGUGAUGAUCGGUGAUGAGCACAAAUGCUUCACCCUGCUUAGACGGCUUGUUGAUUUUGUCUUAAUAUCGCGUACAACCGUGGUGCUACCUAUUGUCAUUUCCUCUAUGUUUCUCUUUUCUUUCUUACUGCCUCUUUUAUCACUGGAUUCUUAGUUUUUUUUUUUCUUGUUCGUGUUGCGCUUCAAUAUCUUGUCUUUGUUCUUUUUAUUUUCCCUCUUCGUUUUUAAACAGCAUCCUCGAUCUAGUUUUCUCCGAUAAUAUUGUUUUCGCGAGUUCAUCUUGACUGGUGGGACUUCCUGCGUAUACCUUACCCGGGUUAAGUAAUGGAGAAAAACAUGACUAUCGCCGACAUACUGAUCUGGUGAUGUAUUUAGCACUAGUUCGUGAAUUUUGCUUCGGUUUUAUUUGUGCCAUUCCAUGGACAAGGGGG